Messenger RNA from Rhodotorula toruloides NP11, 1050 nucleotides. RefSeq names its product expansin family protein. The record is from RefSeq and is a predicted model, not a curated record. NCBI's taxonomy places the organism in Eukaryota, Fungi, Basidiomycota, Microbotryomycetes, Sporidiobolales, Sporidiobolaceae. Bases 1 to 1050 code for a protein of 349 amino acids. The transcript is spliced from 5 exons.
AUGCCUUCGCUCACUUCCCUCGUCACAUUCCUCGCCCUCGCCCUCCCCCUCGCGUCCGCCGGUGCCGCGCACUACUCCCACCCUCGCAAUGCCGCCCUUGUCGCUCGCAACGCCCACGGUCGCGUCGCUGGCAAAGCUCGCACGCUGCCGAGGACUGGUCGCCGCCUGAGCAAGCGUCAGGAGGCGACGCUCAAGUGCUUGACGGCGUACACGUUUGCGUUGUGCGAUGGCGACAACUGCACCGACAUGGGAUCCGUCGCCGCCGGUACAAUGUGCCAGGAUGGCGCAAUCACUUGGGACACCGGUGCAGGUUCGGCGCCGCCGUCUUCGGGAAUCUACUCGCCUCCCGCUCAGGAAACCGUCGCGACAACGCCUCCUGCUCAGACGACUCCCGCCGCCGCCAAGACCACAACGACUGCUGCACAAUCUAGUGCGUCGGUCGACAAGAAGCUCGCCAACAACGCCGUCCAGUCCACCACCUCUUCUGCUGCGGCCGCCCAGACUUCAGCACCAGCAGUCCAGCUCAACGUCGGCGGGUCCGGCUCUUCCUCCAGCGACUCUUCCUCGAUCGACACGAGUUCGGAUGACUGGGUCUGCGACGACGAGACCUCAACUUCGAGCGCUGCGCCGCAGACUUCCGCCGACACGGGCGUCCAAUCCGUCAAGACGUCCGCUCCCGCUCCUACACCGACGACGACCUCCUCUGCACCUGCUCAGACUUCGAGCGCGUCCUCGGGCGGCGGCCAGGUCUUCACUGGCCAGGCGACCUACUAUUAUCAGUACGGCGUCGCCGGCUCGUGCGGGAACUACAACAGCGACUCGGACUACAUUGUCGCCGUCAACGCUGCACAAAUGAACAGCGGGUGGUGCGGCAAGACCGUUCACAUCACCAACACUGCCACGGGUGCCUCCAUCACCGCCACUAUCGCUGACACCUGCCCAGGGUGUGCUGAACAAUCGCUCGACCUUAGCCAGGGAGCAUUUGACGCCCUCGGCUCGGAGAGUCAGGGAGUAUUGCCGAUCUCUUGGGGAUUCUCUUCGGAAUUCUAG